Ochotona princeps (American pika) is the source of this 2423-nucleotide messenger RNA. It is a transcript of the gene FKBP10, whose product is annotated as FKBP prolyl isomerase 10. The record is from RefSeq and is a predicted model, not a curated record. NCBI's taxonomy places the organism in Eukaryota, Metazoa, Chordata, Mammalia, Lagomorpha, Ochotonidae. The transcript is spliced from 10 exons. The coding region runs from base 252 to 1997 and encodes 581 amino acids. Gene Ontology annotation, molecular function: peptidyl-prolyl cis-trans isomerase activity; calcium ion binding.
GGGGGGUAGGGUGGUGCCUGGCACUGUAUUCCUCUGGCGCCACCGCUCUCAGCCUCGCCCCCUCCUCCAAUUCCUCCACCACCACCCACCCCGCCCAGCCAGCUCAGUCUCCCCAGCCCCCAUUCCACGUGGACCAGCCAGGGCGGGUGUAGGGACGGACAGGAAGAGGGGGAGCCAGCUGGGGAGGAGGGGGAAGGCAGCCGGCGCCCGCGCUCGGGCCCUCAUUGCCGGCGGUCCUAGCAGCAGGCAGCAUGUUCACCGAGGAGCCCCCCAGCUCCACCCUCCGCCGGCUCCCUCUGCUGCUACUGCUGCUGCAGGCUGUGGGCAGGGGGCUGAGCCACGCCAGUCCUGCGGGGGCUCCCCUCGAAGACGUGGUCAUCGAGCGGUACCACAUCCCCAGGGCCUGUCCCCGGGAGGUGCAGAUGGGGGACUUUGUGCGCUACCAUUACAACGGCACCUUUGAGGAUGGCAAGAAGUUUGACUCGAGCUAUGACCGCAACACCUUGGUGGCCAUUGUGGUGGGUGUGGGGCGCCUCAUCACUGGCAUGGACCGAGGCCUCAUGGGCAUGUGUGUCAAUGAGCGGCGUCGCCUCAUCGUGCCUCCCCACCUGGGCUAUGGCAGCAUCGGUGUCGCGGGGCUCAUCCCCCCGGAUGCCACCCUCUAUUUCGACGUGGUCCUGCUGGAUGUGUGGAAUAAGGCCGACACAGUGCAGGUGAGCAUCUUGCUGCGCCCGCCCCACUGCCCCCGCAUGGUGCGGGACAGCGACUUUGUUCGGUAUCACUACAACGGCACGCUACUGGACGGCACAGCCUUUGACAACAGCUACAGCAGGGGCGGCACUUACGACACCUACAUUGGCUCUGGUUGGCUGAUCAAGGGCAUGGACCAGGGGCUACUGGGCAUGUGUCCUGGAGAGAGGAGAGAGAUCAUCAUCCCUCCGUUCUUGGCCUAUGGAGAGAAAGGCUAUGGGACCGUGAUCCCUCCGCAGGCUUCACUGGUCUUCCACGUGCUCCUGGUCGACGUGCACAACCCCAAAGACAGCGUGCAGACGGAGACGUUGGAGCUGCCCCCAGGCUGCACGCGCCGAGCCAUGGUGGGCGACUUCAUGCGCUACCAUUACAACGGCUCACUGAUGGACGGCACCCUCUUUGACUCAAGCUAUUCCCGCAACCAAACCUACAACACCUACAUCGGGCAGGGCUACAUCAUUCCCGGGAUGGACCAGGGGCUGCAGGGCGCCUGCAUCGGGGAGCGCCGCAGGGUCACCAUCCCCCCACAUCUUGCCUACGGAGAGAACGGAACUGGGGACAAGAUCCCUGGCUCUGCUGUGCUCAUCUUCGACGUCCACAUCAUCGAUUUCCACAACCCUGCCGACCCAGUGGAAAUCCAGACCCUGUCCCGGCCGCCCGAGGCCUGCAAUGAGACAGAGGCUGCCAAGCUGGGGGACUUUGUCCGCUACCACUACAACUGCUCGCUGCUGGAUGGCACCCAUCUCUUCUCCUCCCACGACCAUGGAGCCCCCCAGGAGGCCACUCUGGGGGCCAACAAGGUGAUCGAAGGCCUGGACCGGGGCCUGCAGGGCAUGUGUGUGGGAGAGAGGCGGCAGCUGGUUAUACCCCCACACCUGGCGCAUGGCGAGAGCGGAGCACGAGGCGUCCCUGGCAGUGCUGUGCUACGCUUUGAGGUAGAGCUGGUGUCCCGGGAAGACGGGCUGCCCACUGGCUACCUCUUUGUGUGGCACGAGGACCCUCCUGCCAACCUCUUUGAAAACAUGGACCUCAACAAGGAUGGCGAGGUCCCUCUAGAGGAGUUCUCCACCUUCAUCAAGGCUCAAGUGAGUGAGGGCAAGGGCCGGCUCCUGCCGGGGCAGGACCCCGAGAAGACCAUCGGGGACAUGUUCCAGAACCAGGACCGCAACCAGGAUGGCAAGGUCACAACUGAUGAGCUCAAGCUGAAGUCAGAUGAAGACCAGGAGCGGGUGCAUGAGGAGCUCUGAGGGGUGGGAGCCUCAGACACAGUAGGCCCUGCCAGGGGGCAACAGUGCCCAUGGGACUGGCCUGCCUGCCUGCCUGUGUGGUCCAGGAGCUACAGGUGUCAGAAGACACCCUGGCCCCUGCCUGCCCUGGAGGGAAAGCACAGCAGGGCAGCCCUCCAAGCCACUACCCCAGCCACCAAGCCCUUCCAAGUGUGAGGCCUUCCAAAGCCAGCUCUGGUCAACAGACAGGAUCCCUGCCCCACCUCCAACUCCUGGCUGGCUGGGCUGUCUUCCCCCAGCUUCCUGUGUGUGCCUUGCCUUCCUGCCCCCUUUGUGUUGUGGCAGCUCCCAGGACACCCGUCUAGCCGUACUCCCUCAGCUGUGACUGGCUCUUGGGACAGGGGCAGCCCCCCUCACCUGUCUGGCAGCUGGUCCUCUCCCCUUCUC